Molecule: messenger RNA, 2313 nt
Organism: Penicillium chermesinum
Lineage: Eukaryota; Fungi; Ascomycota; Eurotiomycetes; Eurotiales; Aspergillaceae
Exons: 4
Coding region: 1-2313 (770 amino acids)
Cellular component (GO): kinesin complex
Molecular function (GO): protein binding
Source: RefSeq, a predicted model, not a curated record
AUGACAUCGAUUUCAUUUAGUGGCAACAACCGUGCGCUUCAGAUUGGAGAGAAUCGUGGCUCGAUCAACGCUGAAAUUUACCUGCCUCCAGAGCGACCAGAAACUCCGCCAAACCCUUUAUCAACGGUCCCGUUCGCGCGCGAUCCGGACUUUGUCAGUCGUUCUACACUGCUUCAUCAAAUACGGGAGAAAAGCUCCGUGCCAGGGUCGAAAAUAGCAUUGGUCGGGCUUGGCGGUGUCGGAAAAUCACAGCUUGCCAUUGAAUACUCGUAUCAGAUCCGGUCCGAAUCACCAGCGACGUGGAUUUUCUGGGUCCACGCAAAUUCCGGGGGUCGCCUGGAUCCUAAUAUCAAUAUAUUCAAACUGGUCGAAAACUGGCUCGGAGAUGAGAAGAAAGGGCAAUGGAUCUGUAUCCUUGAUAAUGCGGACGACAACAAGUUCCUUUGUUCGCUUCCCGCGGCGGGGAAGGGAGUUUCAAUUAACGAGCCACCAAACGCCUUAACGAAACCCCUUGUAGAAUACAUUCCUAGAUGCCGGAAUGGAUCUAUAAUCGUCACAAGUCGAAGCAGAGAGGCUGCGCUCAAGAUGGUCAAGCAUAAGGACCUCAUUGAAGUUAACCCAAUGGCAAAGUCUGAGGCACUUGAACUCCUUCAGAAGACGCUUGAUCAACCCGAGGAAAGCCAAGAGAGCCAGCAGUUAGUGGAAGAACUCGAAUUUAUGCCGCUUGCAAUAGCACAAGCCGCGGGCUACAUUCGAAACAGGGCACCUCGCUAUUCAGUAUCACAAUACCUCCGAGAUUUCCAGAAGAGUGAUAGCGAAGCGAUAAAGCUUCUCAAAAGAGAGGCAGGUCACUUUGACCGGGAUUGGGAAGCAAAGAACUCAAUAUUACUGACUUGGCAAAUAUCAUUCGACUAUAUUCGCCACGAAAAGCCAUCCGCAGCGGAAUUACUUUCCCUUAUGAGUUUUUUCGAUCGACAAGGGAUACCGGAGAACGUUAUCCGCCGCCAGCCACCCAGUAGCUGUACCUCAAGGACAGAGCUUUUCGACGACUCUAGCGACGGGGAAAUAUCUGAAUCCGACGGAGGAACGGAAUUUGAAGAUGAUGUCGCAAUUUUACGGAAUUACUCUUUCAUCUCUGUUAGCGAGAAUGGCGCUUCCUUUGCUAUGCACAGACUAGUGCAACUGACUACGCGCGCAUGGCUGAAUUCUCAUGGAGAGACAGAACGAUGGAAGGAAAAAUUCAUCGGCAAUAUGUACGAAGAGUUCCCGACGGGUCGAUAUGAAAAUUGGGGGAAAUGCCGGUCUCUCUAUCCUCACGUGCGAUCAGCGAUGUCACAACGGCCAGAGUCACGAGAGUGUCUAUUGAGAUGGGCCACGCUACUUUAUAGAGGCGCAUGGUUUGCGUCAGAGAGCGGCUAUACUAGGGAUGUGAGGGAUAUGGCAUCGAAAGCGCAUAAGUAUAGAGUCAAAAUGCUUGGCGCAGAGGAUGAAGAGGUCCUUGCGAGUACUUUGAUGUUGGCUGAAGCCUAUUCACUAGAGGGCCAAUGGGAGAAGGCGGAACAGCUCGAGGUGCAGGUCAUGGAGACUCGUAAGACGAAGCUCGGCGUGGACCAUCCCGACACGCUCACAAGUAUGGCCAACCUGGCAUCGACGUAUCGGAACCAGGGUCUAUGGAAGGAGGCGGAACAACUCGAGAUGCAGGUCAUAGAGACUCGCAAGAUAAAGCUCGGUAUGGACCAUCCCUCUACGCUCACGAGUAUGGCCAACCUGGCAUCGACGUAUUGGAACCAGGGCCGAUGGGAAGAGGCAGAACAACUCGAGGUACAGGCUAUGGAGACUCGCAAGAUGAAGCUCGGUGUGGACCAUCCUGACACGCUCACGAGUAUGGCCAACCUGGCAUCGACGUAUUGGAACCAGGGCCGAUGGGAGGAGGCAGAACAACUCGAGGUACAGGUCAUGGAGACUCGCAAGAUGAAGCUCGGCGUGGACCAUCCUGACACACUAACGAGUAUGGCCAACCUGGCAUCGACGUAUUGGAACCAGGGCCGAUGGAAGGAGGCAGAACAGAUCUUUGUGCAGGUCAUGGAGACUCGUAAGAUGAAGAUCGGCGUGGACCAUCCCUCUACGCUCACGAGUAUGGCCAAUCUCGCUUUCACGUGGAAAUCUUUAGGGUGUAAUACCCAAGCCCUUGAGUUACUACGAGAUUGCCUGGCCAAGCAGAAGCAAAUACUUGGGCUUAAUCAUUACGACACCAUAUCCAGUUCUCAAACUUUGCUGGAAUGGGAAACAGAGAUGUUGGAGACUGCUAGGUAG